GCUUCAGUCCUCACAAGAAUGCGCCUGUAAUGUUUCUCGCGGCCCGCCAAUCGCUCUCGGUCAAAACAUCCCUCAAAAUCGUUUCCAUUACGCCAUCGUUCUCGAACCUCUUCACCAGAACCGCCAAUUUCCGGCAGUACCAGCCGGGAAAUGGAUCGGACGGCCGAGACUGGACACCGGAAGAGAGUGUUGCCGACGUCUCCUACUGGACGAACAAGAUUCAUGGUCUCUGUACCAAGGAUCGAAAUGUCGAUGAAGCGCUUAGGCUACUCGACGCCCUUCGCCUUCACGGCUACCAAAUGCAUCCUCUCAAUCUCGGUAGCAUAAUCCAUGGUCUCUGUGAUGCCCGCCGGUUUCAUGAAGCGCACUGCCGUUUUAUGCUCUCUGUUGCUUCCCGGUGUGUGCCUGAUGAACGGACUUGUAAUGUUCUUAUUGCUCGUUUGCUUGAUUAUCAAUCUCCAUAUUGCACCUUGCGCUUGCUUGUUUGUUUGUUUGAAGCUAAGCCUGGUUUUGUUCCUUCUAUAGUGAAUUAUAAUCGUUUGGUUGAUCAGUUUUGUAAGUUUUCACUACCGGAUGUAGCUCAUAGGGUUUUAUUUGAUAUGAAGAGUAGAGGCCAUUGUCCAAAUGUUGUUUCCUACACUACCUUGAUUGAUGGAUACUGCUGUGUUGGUAAUAUAUCUGCUGCUGAGAAACUGUUUGACGAAAUGCCUGAGAAUGAUGUGGUGUCUAAUUCACUUACAUACAGUGUUCUAAUUCGUGGGUUUCUUUACAAACGGGAUUUUGAAACUGGGAUGGCAUUCAUAUGCAAGCUUUGGGAGGAGAUGAAUGGAGAAACGGACCCUUCUGUGAACAGUGCAGCUUUUGCCCAUCUUGUUGAUUCUCUAUGUCUAACGGGUUCUUUCCACGAGCUGUUUUCAAUAGCAGAAAAUAUGCCUCAGGGGCAGAGUGUGCCCGAGGAAUUUGCUUAUGGGCAGAUGAUAGAUUCACUUUGUAAAGCUAAAAGACAUAACGGGGCUUCAAGAAUUGUAUAUAUCAUGAGGAGGCGAGGGCUUAAUCCUGGUUUACUAUCAUAUAAUUCUAUUAUCCAUGGGCUUAGCAAGGAGGGAAAUUGUAUGCGGGCUUAUCAGUUGUUAGUCGAAGGAGUUGAAUUUGGGUACUCACCAUCUGAACAUACAUAUAAGGUUCUUUUAGAAGGUCUUUGCCGAGAGCUGGACAUCCAAAAGGCUAAGGAAGUUCUUCAAAUAAUGAUAGACAAGGAAGGCGUGGAUAGAACUAGAAUUUACAACAUAUACUUGAGAGCUGUCUGCCUUACAAAUAACUCAACCGAGCUUUUAAACACGCUUGUUGUAAUGCUUCAAACUAAUUGUAACCCUGAUGUUAUUACCCUCAAUACAGUCAUCAAGGGAUUUUGCAAGGUUGGAAGCAUUGAAGAAGCUCUAAAGGUACUAGACGAUAUGAUGAUUGGUAAAUUAUGCAACCCUGAUCAGGUGACCUUCACAACUAUCAUAUGUGGCUUACUGAAUGUUGGGAGGAUCCGGGAAUCUCUUGAUAUAUUGUAUAAAGUAAUGCCAGAAAAAGGCAUUAUGCCAGGUGUUGUUACGUAUAAUGCCACUAUUCGAGGUUUGUUUAAACUUCAACAGGCAAACCAAGCAAUGGAUACCUUUGACAGAAUGGUUAGUAAUGGCGUGCUAGCUGACAGUACUACUCACGCUGUGAUAAUUGAUGGGUUAUGUGAUUCCAAUAAAAUCGAAGAAGCUAAGAGAUUCUGGAAAGAUAUAGUCUGGCCAUCAAAGAUUCAUGACAGUUUUGUUUAUUCUGCUAUUCUUAAAGGGCUUUGCCUCUCCAGCAAAUUCAACGAAGCUUGCCAUUUUCUAUAUGAACUAGCAGAUUCUGGGGUUUCUCCAAAUAUCUUUUGCUACAAUAUUGUGAUCAAUACUGCAUGUAAGUUGGGAUUAAAAGGAGAAGCAUAUCAAUUGGUCACAGAGAUGCGAAAGAAUGGGUUAACCCCUGAUGCCGUAACCUGGAGGAUUCUUCACAAAUUACAUCAAAAUGAGAUGACACAAUCACGUCCCAAGCAUUUAACUAAUCAACCUACAGACGGCUUGGACCAGACAGAGUUGAAGAACUAUUUGCAAAUGUAACUAUUUUGUAUAAAGGGUGAUGUGAUGCAAUGCAAUGAAAGCUCGGAGACAGCUUACUUUUGGCCAUGUGCUUACCAAAGUGAUCAGGUAAGCUUUCUAUCACUUCGUACUAUCAUUUCCUUACUGGGUUUGUUAAAAUAUACACAAACGUUCUUGCUAAAAAGGAAAAUGAUUAGAAAAGUUGCAAUCACAAUCACAUCGACCUCUUUUUCCACAUUGUCGGAUGAAGUAGUGAUUAUUUUCCAUC
This is a messenger RNA of Cucurbita maxima (winter squash), 2388 nucleotides long. Its product is annotated as pentatricopeptide repeat-containing protein At3g18020. The record is from RefSeq and is a predicted model, not a curated record. Gene Ontology annotation, molecular function: protein binding. The transcript is spliced from 2 exons. Bases 30 to 2141 code for a protein of 703 amino acids. Lineage: Eukaryota; Viridiplantae; Streptophyta; Magnoliopsida; Cucurbitales; Cucurbitaceae.